CCCAGCAGUGCCACCUGUCAAUGUCCAUCAGUGCCUUAUGUCAGUGCUCAUCAGUGCCUCGUGCCAGUGCCCAUCAGUGCCACAUAUCAGUGCCUACCAGUGCACAUCAAUGCCACAUAUCAGUGCCCAUCUGGGCUGCCUUUCAGUGUCACCCAUCAGUGCCAGUCAGUGCCGCCUAUCAGUGUGCGUCAGUGCCGCCUAUCAGUGCCAUCAGUGCCUCCUCAUCAGUGCCCAUCAGUGCCACCUAUCAGUGUCCAUUAGUG
Molecule: messenger RNA, 263 nt
Organism: Staurois parvus
Lineage: Eukaryota; Metazoa; Chordata; Amphibia; Anura; Ranidae
Source: the annotation of a GenBank genome assembly